Messenger RNA from Pygocentrus nattereri (red-bellied piranha), 1035 nucleotides. RefSeq lists its product as uncharacterized. Lineage: Eukaryota; Metazoa; Chordata; Actinopteri; Characiformes; Serrasalmidae. The record is from RefSeq and is a predicted model, not a curated record. The coding region runs from base 1 to 756 and encodes 251 amino acids. The transcript has 5 exons.
AUGGAGAGAUCAAGAGCUGUUCUCCUCACUCUCGCCUGUGUUUUGUUCUCCAGGAUCUCCGGAGCAGAAGUGGAGAUGAGAUUCAGACCAGGAGACAACGUGGUCCUCUACAGCGACUGUGUUUCAGAGACUAGAUCCGUGGUUUGGUUUCAAAACUCCUCAAAUGAGACCAAACCUCCUCUCAUCAUCUCGGGAGACACUUUGAUACAGGCCGCUUUUUCACGUUACUCUUUUGUGUGGAAUCCCUCCAACAAAACUCAUGAUCUGCUGGUGAAGAACAUCACGGAGUCAGAUCUGGGUCUGUACUACUGCGCUGUUCAGGAGAUAAAGUCCAUCAAAGAUAGAACUGGAGCAGAUGUUCGUGCAGAUGUUUACCAACGUGGAAACAGAACCACUCGACUCUCUCUGCUUGACUCGACUGCUCCUUGUGCUGAUCUCCAGACCCCCUCCACCCCUCCUGUCUCAGACUGUAGCGUCUGCUGGAAGCUGCUGGUCAGUGUGUGUCCUCUGUGUGUUCUCCUGUCCUCCACCUGUCUGUGCUGCAUCUGCAGAUACACAACUAAAGUGGAGAAAGAAGACAAGAAGAAGAGCGAGAGAGCACAACAUCAGAAAUGUAGAAGUGAUGAGGUUGGGGAAGAUGGGGUUUGUUACGCCUCGUUGGACCACCAGAACAGAGGACAGAAACGCCUGAAGAAGAAGAGAGUUGAGAGCUCAGACUUCAGCACAUAUUCGGAGGUUAAAACUGAGCAGAUGUAAAAAGGAGAGUUGGAUUUAUGACAUUUUGCUGGCGGAGGAGCUCUGGUGACAGAGUCAUGAACAGAAUCAAGUAACCUCAACAGAUUUAGUGGACUAAACUCAGGGUCUUUUAAAUGUCCGUUUCCUCUGUUGUUGGACGCCUUCAGUUUGCUAAGUUUUUGAUAUUUAAGCCAUUAAAGUUUUUCUUUUUCUAGUUACUCUUCAGUUUGAUGUGCUAACUCAAACAUUUUUGCUCCGUUACUCCUUACUCUUCCUCAAUCCCUCAGGGACCGCUCUUCU